Messenger RNA from Alligator mississippiensis (American alligator), 3513 nucleotides. RefSeq names its product 1-acylglycerol-3-phosphate O-acyltransferase 4 (gene AGPAT4). The record is from RefSeq and is a predicted model, not a curated record. The transcript is spliced from 9 exons. Bases 220 to 1302 code for a protein of 360 amino acids. Gene Ontology annotation, cellular component: endomembrane system; mitochondrial outer membrane. Lineage: Eukaryota; Metazoa; Chordata; Crocodylia; Alligatoridae. Gene Ontology annotation, molecular function: 1-acylglycerol-3-phosphate O-acyltransferase activity.
UUUUGAUUUCAAGGCCCACCCCAAGGGUGGAGUCUGGCUUUCUUUCCAGUCUUGGCUGACUUACAGCUCAUUGCAAACUAGUAGCAAUUUCUGAGUCUCAGAGCCUUUCUCUGUCUGGUUCCUAAGCACAUAUGUCAAGGUCUGGCAGGCACAAGGUUAUCUUCUGAAUACUUGGAUCUUGCUUUUUUUGGAAGUGUUCCCUUGCAUUCUUAACGAAACAUGGACAUCACUGGCUUUCUGAAGUCUCAGUUCAUUUGUCACCUUCUUAUCUGUUAUAUAUUUAUAGUAUCUGGACUGAUAAUUAAUUUCAUUCAACUCUUCACGCUUAUACUCUGGCCAAUCAACAAGCAGCUCUUCAGGAGGAUCAAUUGCAGGCUGGCAUACUCCAUUUCGAGCCAGAUGGUGAUGUUGCUGGAAUGGUGGUCCGGCACUGACUGCACCCUCUACACUGACCCAGAAAGUUUCCACAAGUAUGGGAAAGAAAAUGCCAUCGUCAUCCUUAAUCACAACUUUGAAAUCGACUUUCUCUGUGGUUGGAACUUUUGUGAGAGAUUUGGGGUUUUGGGGAGUGCCAAAGUGCUUGCGAAGAAGGAACUCUCGUACGUGCCUGUCAUUGGCUGGAUGUGGUAUUUCCUAGAGAUCGUUUUCUGCAAGCGUAAAUGGGAGGAGGAUCGGAAAACAGUCAUGCAGGGCUUGUUCAACCUCCGGGAUUACCCAGAAAACUUUUGGUUCUUGAUUCAUUGUGAAGGCACAAGGUUCACAGAGCAAAAACACCAAAUCAGCAUGCAAGUGGCUGAAGCCAAAGGGCUGCCCAAGCUCAAGUACCAUCUGCUACCACGGACAAAAGGAUUUGCUGUCACCGUGCAGUGUUUGAGAAAUGUAGUUUCAGCUGUAUAUGAUUCCACGCUCAAUUUUAGAAAUAAUGAGAAUCCAACUUUGCUGGGAGUUUUAAGUGGGAAGAAGUACCAUGCUGAUUUAUAUGUAAGACGGAUUCCAUUAGAAGAAAUCCCAGAAGAUGAACAGGAAUGUUCCAGUUGGCUCCACAAACUCUAUCAAGAAAAGGAUGCCAUUCAGGAAGAAUACUACAGAACAGGAAUCUAUCCACAAACUCCCAUAGUGCCACCCCGGCGACCAUGGACUCUUUUGAACUGGCUUUUCUGGGCCUUGUUGCUGCUAUACCCUUUAUUCAAGCUGCUCAUCAACAUGGUCAGUAGUGGAUCAUCACUGACGCUGGCCAGCUUUGCAUUUGUCUUCAUUGUGGGUGGCUCCAGACCAAUAAAUUCAGCACUGCACUCCUUGUGAGCUUUGAAGAAACUCGGAUCCAGGCACUGAACCGUCUCUCCAACUGCUCUCCCUUUCAUAAAAACAAGCCUCAUCUUUUUUUUUUUUGUCAUACGAAUUGAACCUUUUCUUAUACAAUUUAAGAGUAUCCUUGGGUAGUAUCUGUUUGUAUGAGCCUUGUAGUGUUGCCAGCUACCAAAAUUGUUCAGACAGCACUGAUGCUAAACAGUACAGUGCCAAAUCUUGUCUCUUGCCUUCAGUAAGGCUAUUCCCAUGGAGCUAGACUAAUUUAUUGACAAUCUGGCCCAUUAAAUAUGACCGUUGUAACCAGCAAUUACUAUUGUCUUUUAUUGCUUGUAUUUGUUGUUGCCUUUUUGUUGGAGAUGUUUUUUUGAAGAGCUGAAUGCUAAGGUGGUAGCUACUGUAGAAGACAUCAGUUAGGUUCAAGAGCUGGAGCUGCCUACAGUUUUAUGCAGUUUUAUUUCUGUGGAAUAUGAUGCUGGGCAUAUUAUGGGGACUUGGGAAGAACAUUUAAUUCUUGUUUAUGUUGUUGUGACACUAGGAUUUGUGAAGCUAACUGCUGAGUGCAUUCCUUCUGCUGAUCUUCAUGUUUUGUUUUUGGAUCCAAAGAAACGCAGCCAGCCAAUCUGACUGCUUAUUUACAUGGGUCACAGAUUUCAGCUAGUAGUUCCUGCAUCUAGUCCAGUGGCUUGUGGUUGAAAUGGUUAACCUCUUCAAAGAGGACAUCAGACUGCCUAAAGGGAAGAAGUGGGUGAAAGGAAGGGGUUAUCGUAAGAAAGGGAGAUGCAUUAGUUGCCCCUCCAUCUUGGAGAGGCUGUGACACUCUUGAUCAGGGGAUGGAGGGAAUAUUGUCUAGGUCUUUGGUGCUUUUGGAGCUAUAUUUUUCUGCCAGCACAAAUCUUGCAAUAGAUUAUUUUCUCUUGCAGUGGGUUAUAGUCGAAGGCAUUUCACGUGGCUCAGCUCUUCUAGCCUAGGUACUUAAGUUCUUCGUCGCACUGUUAUCCAAGUCUCUUACAAAUCCGUAAUGUAGCUAUCCUUGCAAUACCCUGUGGAGUGGGGAAGGAUUCAUUCUGUCUUACAGAUAGGAAUUGCAGGGCAGAGACAUCUUAAGCAUCUACAUUCCACUGAAGUCUAAGCUGUGAUCCUAAAAACCUCCAAGCAGCUGCUGCCUAACCUGGGAGGCAGCUGAAUUCCAGAGGUGCCUCUGUUUUGACAUUUUAGAGCUCCCCAGGUACCUCUAGUUCUGCGUCUGUGCAUGUCUAACGAUGUUUCUGGCUUGACAGGACUGUGCUGUUUGGUACCUUCCUCAUGCCAUCAGGAUCCAUCAGUUAGGCUUUCCUCUACCUACUGUCCCCACAGGGCUUGAUCUAUAACACAUCUGUUGAAGGGUCUUCACCUCAAACAGUGAAAGCUUCUGCUUUCUUUCGGAGCAUGGCUGGGGAGGAGGAAGAGGUUGAAUUCUUUGCAUGUUGCAGUGAAACCGGUUUCUAGCUUCAUUGGACCAAAGAAUGAAUCUGUAUAGCUCAGUGGGUGAGGCACUCACCUGGAUUCCAGCCCUGGGCUCCCAGGAGUGGUUGCGCAUAUCCAGUGGUUGGUGCAGAAAGUCCAGCGAGCAGGCUAGUUGGGCCUUUAACCACACGGGUGAAGAGUGAGUGAAACCCAGGGCUGCUUUGUCUCCUGGGAGCACCCCUUCACCACUAGGGUGAAGAGGUUCAUGCUUUCUCCCUGGCUCAUGAAUCUUAAAAUCUUGUGUGUAAAGAGGAACAGCAAUCAGCAGGAGUGGUUUGAGCCUCCCACCUCAGACUAAUCUAUAGCUCCACAGUUCAGGCACUUUCCUAGGAUGUGGGGAUUUGAAUCCCUUGAGGCAAAGGGACCUCCACCUGACACAGGAGGUACAUGGUCCCACUAGGGGGAAUGCCAUACUGGAUCUGGUAUUGGCAACGGGAGAUGAUAUGGUAGCGGACCUCCAGAUCGGUAGCCAUCUGGGGGACAGUGAUCGCCUAAUAAUAGAAUACACCAUAAAACGUCGAGUGGGUAAGGUAACUAGUAGGGUGAAAGUGCUAGACUUUAGGAAAGCUGAUCUCAAUGCACUCAGGCGAUUAGUCAAGGACGCACUGCAGAGUAGGAGAUUUGAAGAAAUGGAAGCCCAAGAAGGGUGGCUGUGCCUUAAGGAAACGAUCCUUCGGGCACAAAGCAAGACGAUCCCCGAGC